Molecule: messenger RNA, 1003 nt
Organism: Eruca vesicaria subsp. sativa (arugula)
Lineage: Eukaryota; Viridiplantae; Streptophyta; Magnoliopsida; Brassicales; Brassicaceae
Source: the annotation of a GenBank genome assembly
AAGAGGGAUCAGUGCCAUUAACGUACAUUCAUCACUACACAUUCGAUCGAUACUUCAGAAAUUGAGAGACCAAAAAUGGCGAAUCCCUCUCGUUUACACCUUCUCUUCUUCUCCUUCAUCAUAGCUACAGUGUCCCUCGUCUCCAGUACCGAGUUCACCCUCCAGAAUAACUGCAGUUUCACAAUCUGGCCUGCAUUCCUCACCACAAACGGCGGCGCACAACUCAAAUAUGGGGGGUUUUCCAUGAGCCGAGGAACCUCCGUCGGCGCAACCUUACCCGCGGGAUGGUCCGGCCGUAUCUGGGGCCGAACAGGCUGCAACUUCGACGAAUCUGACGUCGGGAGAUGUCUCACCGGAGGCUGCGGCAACAAAUUAAUAUGCGGCGGCGCAGCAGGAGCUCCACCGGUCACGCUCGCCGAGUUCACCACCGGUCAAGGCGGCAAGAAGGACUUCUACCAUGUAAGCCUCGUGGACGGUUACAACGUCAAGAUGGUAAUCACGACGCGAGGCGGCUCAGGCGAUUGCCAAAACAUUGGAUGUGUUGCGGACCUGAACAUGCGCUGUCCGAAGAAGCUACGUGUUAUGGAUAGGGGGAAUGUUGUGGCGUGUAAGAGCGCGUGUGAGGCAUUUGGCAAACCGGAGUUUUGUUGCACCGGUGCGUACAAUAAACCGGAGACUUGUCCACCGACGAAUUACUCGAGAAUUUUUAAAAGAGCUUGCCCUAAAGCGUAUAGUUAUGCAUACGACGACGCUUCCAGCACUUUUACUUGUGCCAAUGCUAGCUAUUCUAUCAUUUUCUGUCCUAGAUAAAUUAUAUUUAUCGACGACGGGUAAUACUAUGGGUUCGGUGAAAUUAAUAGUAAAAGGUUUUUGUGGAAUAGUAUCUUGUAUUUUUUUCAUCCAAAACGUACAUGCAUUUUAGAAAAUUAAUUCACCAUGCAAUCAAAAUGGUGGAAUAUAACUUUCAUAGUAUCUUGUAUUCUUCUGGUAAAUUUCAUCAUUG